This is a messenger RNA of Brassica rapa (field mustard), 1651 nucleotides long. RefSeq lists its product as uncharacterized. The record is from RefSeq and is a predicted model, not a curated record. Lineage: Eukaryota; Viridiplantae; Streptophyta; Magnoliopsida; Brassicales; Brassicaceae.
AACUACUAGCAAAUGUAUGAUAUAGGAAUAUGGUGAAGAAAAUACAAAGCCACGUGUAAGGAUGUGAGUGGAGGAAGUUGGUAUUAUGGUGCACAAGCAAACAGAGGAGCACAAGUUAUAUAGAAAGAAGAACGGCCACGAUUAGAAAUUAAUCAGAAAAAUUGUCAGUUUGUUUCUUCUUCAUCUCUUUUUCUCUGUGCGUUUUCGGGAAAGUUCCCAUGGCUCCUCAUCACUGUUCUUGAGUUGUUUCUACUGCUAAACUCAUGGCAUAUGAGAGUUGAAUUGUUGUUUCAUGAACAUCAAUUCAAAGUACGAUUCAUUUCAAUUUCAUCAAUUAGGGUUUCCACUAUCAAGCUGAAGACAGUGAAGCAGGAAACAAGAAGCCUACGUUUCAAGAAGAACCAACAUUACUCAUCUUUCUCAAGGUACGUAGGAUAUCAUAACAAUUCAGACAAAAAAAAUAAAUAAAUAAAAGAUAAUCAUAUCAAUUUGCACAUGCACCGAAAGGAGAUCAAAAGAAUAUCACACAUUUGUCUAUCUAUCUCUGUUUAUCUAGUUUUUCCACCAGGUUAAAUUUAUGUACAAGACUCAGUUAAGAUAGUCUACGUCCUGUAAGAACAAACACAUACAUAUCGGUUUUGUACUCAAGACGAUGUUUUCUUUCCUCAUCUUACCGUGAAAGAAACACUAAGUACACUGCUCGUUUGCGUGUACCUAAGACUCUUACAAGGGCGCAGAAGGAGCAACGAGCUAUUGAAGUUAUCCAAGGGUUGCGUUUGGAGAGACCUAAGCUGAACCAACCCAACCACCAGUUAGAAGAGAGACUCUUUGUGAUCGUAAGUACGAAAAGUCUUUGAGAUCACAGGAAACUCUCCUUCUCAAUCCGCAGGUUUCAAGAUGAGUCGUAGAAGUCCAAAGGUUGACCUUAAGCUGAACCUCUCGCCUCCUACGUCAAGCCGGAGGAGGAUGGUUCGAUCUCCAAGCCGCUCCGCCACGACUUCACCGACCUCACCCCCAAGCUCAUGUGUCUCUUCGGAGAUGAACCAGGACGAGUCGUCAGUGAGAUACUCAUCAAGUCCAGAGACAACCUCGAUGGUUCUUGUCGGGUGUCCUCGCUGUCUCAUGUACGUUAUGCUCUCAGAAGACGACCCUAAAUGCCCUAAAUGCCAAAGCACCGUUCUUCUUGAUUUCAACCAUGAAAACGCCUCAAACGCCAACGCACGCACUCCAGGCGCUGGUUCCUCUGGUCGCAAGACUCGAAGGAACUGAAAAGACCAGUAAAGCCCUCUAAAAAUCCUUGUUAUUUUUAUUUAUUUUUAUUUUCUUGCGAAUGUAGCUUUGUUUAUGAGAGUAGUGCUAAUCACGCUCCACCUUUGAAACCCUUAGAAGAAGGUAGGGAGAUGAAACUAGGGUUUCCCUACUCACAAAACUUUCAUAUCAAAAGGGUGGAGCGCGAAUAGCACUAACUUUUCUUUUCUUCCUUAAACAUUUUUCUACCAUUUGAGUUCUCUAAUGGAAGAAGAAUUUCUAUGUAUGUGAAACAUGUGUCAUUGUCUCCCUAUCUCUUCUCCUGAGUUCUUAUAAAUCAUCUUCUUAUAUUUGAUACGUUGUUUCUAGGAUGUGUCUAAAAGCAAGCAUCUAUGUUCUUUCA